Messenger RNA from Arachis ipaensis, 731 nucleotides. RefSeq lists its product as uncharacterized. NCBI's taxonomy places the organism in Eukaryota, Viridiplantae, Streptophyta, Magnoliopsida, Fabales, Fabaceae. Gene Ontology annotation, molecular function: DNA binding. The record is from RefSeq and is a predicted model, not a curated record.
UAAUCUUCUAUUCUUCGGAUAUCGCCUUUCUGAUGCUUACCCAUUUUAGUUUCCUCCGAAAAGUUUCGAACUUUUUAUAGUUGGGCUGGUUUUGUGCAACUCUUCGUACACCGAAUUCUUUGCUUAUUUGAGAAAACAGUGGACUUUUUUUUUCCCUUUCCUGAAGAGGGUUUUUACCCGUUUUGCUUGGGAGCUGAGAUUGAUUUGGGGUCACAUCCAUGUAUUUGUUCUUGGUUUUGCUUUGACGAGCAGGAAUCAAGCUUUUCGCUUUAUUAUUGAAUGUGUAGUAUGUGCCAUUAUUGUGGUGCUGGUUUGAUGGGAUCAAAUGUGGAUGAGAAGAAACAGGAUGAUGAGAGUAGUUUGAAGUUGAAUAGUAAAGUUCCCACAAAGCUAGAGCGCGAAAAUAUGAAAUUGAAUGGUACAAGUCCUUUUGCGACUCCACACAUUAGUCCAACUUCAUCCUUGUCAAGUGAUUUUUCUGUUGAUGUGAACUCAUUCGACAGGAUGAGUCGAAUGGGGAAUUGCAAAAAGGGAUGGAAAACAAUUCCCAAGAAAGCAGUAAUGACAAUGAGGACGCAUCCUCUCCUGAAGAGAUGGAAUAUUCUCUUCCUAAUGAUGAAGAUGAAGACGAGGAUAACUGGGGUGAUCCAGUUCCAAGGAUGAAGUAAGUGGAUGCAAUAGGUUCAAAGAGGAAAAACAGAGAGCAAUGGAAGAAGUAAUGAAUGGAAAAU